AUGUCGAGUACAUUUAGAAGUAAAACUAAAGAACAAUUUCGACAACGUCAUUACAUUCAUCAUAUAUCUACAACAAUUAUCCUUACAAUUUUUGCUUCGAUACUUUUCAUUAUUACUUUGUUCAUGUACUUAUUUUUAUCAGGAAAAUCAAGAUCAUCUAUAACUAAUGAUACUGUUCAUGCGGAUGACGAAAUUAUUUUACGAAACCGUAAUGAAUAUUCUAUCCAUCAUAUUUAUAUUGAUAUUGGCUGUUUUAAUGGUGAAACAAUUGAACAUUUUCUUCAUUUUAUUCCUGAUAGUAUAUUUUAUGAUAUAAUUACAUUCGAACCUGAUCCAGAUAACUAUCAAUUAUGUAAACAACGAUUAAGAGAAAAAAAAUAUAUGAAUAUAAAUAUAAUUAUUCUACAAAAAGUUGUUUGGAUACGUGAUGAAAAAAUUUAUUUUCAAACUAAACAGGGACGACAAAGUCGAAUAAAUAUGAAUGCAAACGUUCUCAACAGGAAUUCGAAAGAAUUAGAUGCUAUUGAUUUUUCAUCAUGGCUUGCUCGUUUAGUUAAACCAUACAACACUAAAGUACAUAUUAAAAUAAGUAUGCCUGGAGCAGAAGUAUUACUUUUAGAAAAAAUGAUUAAUGACGAUACAUUAAGAUUAGCUGACAGAUAUGAAAUUGAAUGGACAGAUAGAGAAAAUCCUCGUACACGUCCUACACGUCUUUAUACUCAAUUAAUGCUUGAUACUGCUGGUUUUGAUUGUCUUUAUUAUAUACGUUUGGAUGAUAUACGAAAAGUGUUUCAAUUGAAUGAAACAUUUAAAAAUGUUCCUAUAUAUAAUGAUUGGAGGCUAGUGAGUGAAUAUGAAGUACAUGCAUAUUAUGCUCAACGACCCGACGUACAUCGUGUACCAAAUUUAAUAAAUUAA
This is a messenger RNA of Rotaria sp. Silwood2, 918 nucleotides long. The record is from the annotation of a GenBank genome assembly. NCBI's taxonomy places the organism in Eukaryota, Metazoa, Rotifera, Eurotatoria, Philodinida, Philodinidae.